This is a messenger RNA of Kockovaella imperatae, 1374 nucleotides long. Its product is annotated as putative glutamate-5-semialdehyde dehydrogenase. Gene Ontology annotation, molecular function: glutamate-5-semialdehyde dehydrogenase (NADP+) activity; NADP binding. Bases 1 to 1374 code for a protein of 457 amino acids. The record is from RefSeq and is a predicted model, not a curated record. NCBI's taxonomy places the organism in Eukaryota, Fungi, Basidiomycota, Tremellomycetes, Tremellales, Cuniculitremaceae. The transcript has 4 exons.
AUGGCGGAAUCCAGCUCAUCGGGAUCAUCUGGGGCGGAGAGUAUCGCCAUAGCGGCGAGGAGGGCGUUUGAAGAAUCUCAAUUGGUCGAUCCAGCAGAGCGAAAUGUAGCUCUGCGGGCAAUCCACAAGAUCCUGAAUGAACGGAGAGAGGAAGUGCUAGAAGCGAACCAGAAGGACAUGGAGGCUGCCUCGGCUCUCGUUGAUCAGGGCAAACUAUCAUCGACCCUCGUCUCUCGUCUCGACCUGUCUAGAGCGGGUAAAUACGAAUCAAUGCUUCAGGGCGUCAUGGACGUAGCUGCUUUACCUGCUCCAACGGGUCUCGUGACGUUUGCGAAAGAACUCGGACCAGGAUUGGAGCUCCACCGAGUCACCUGUCCAAUUGGAGUCUUACUGGUCAUCUUCGAAGCUAGACCAGAGGUCGUUGUGAAUAUUGCCGCCUUGGCGAUCAAGUCGGGCAAUGCAGCCAUCUUGAAAGGUGGCAAGGAAUCCAUUCACACCUCUACGCUCCUAUCAAAUCUCAUCGCUCAAGCCUUGUCUUCCACCUCCAUUCCUCCCACCUUUAUUCAAUCUGUCUCUACCCGAUCUCAAAUCUCAUCUUUGCUCGCCCAAGACAAGUAUAUAGACCUUGUCAUGCCUCGUGGAGGGAACGAGCUCGUCAAGAGCAUACAGAAUUCGACUCGCAUACCAGUCAUGGGUCAUGCAGAUGGAAUUUGCGCCGUCUACCUUGACGAAAGUGCGGAUGAGCAGACAGCCAUAAGAGUGACCGUAGAGUCAAAGAUCGACUAUAUGGCAGCUUGUAAUUCAGCAGAGACCUUACUGGUCCAUGAAUCCAUCUUAAGUUCUGUUUGGCCAAAAGUCGCCGUCGCAUUAAUGGAGAAGAACGUGGCUCUUCGAUGCGAUCCCUCCUCUCUUGACGCUUUACAGCACAUUCAGCUGGCUGCCGUCAAUUGUACUGCAUCCACGCCGUCUGACUAUACCACCGAGUUUCUUGGACCAACUCUGGCUGUCAAGACGGUCCCUUCAACAGCCGCCGCGAUCCAACACAUCAAUGCUCAUUCCUCUCAUCAUACCGAUUCUAUAGUCACCCAGUCAGAGGCCUCCAUGUCAACCUGGUGCAGAGGCUUGGAUUCUGCCAAUUGUUUCAUCAAUGCCAGCACCAGGUUCGCCGAUGGGACGAGAUACGGUCUAGGCACAGAAGUCGGUAUCAGCACGGGUAAAACACAUGCGCGUGGCCCUGUCGGUUUGGACGGAUUGGUGAUUUACAAGUACAUGAUGAGGAGUACGGUCGCCGGUGGAAGCUUGAUAUCAGAUCACGAAAAGGGCGGCAGGGGGUAUACACAUACAGAUAUCUCUAGGGAAAAGCCAAUGUUUUAG